Sciurus carolinensis (gray squirrel) is the source of this 6245-nucleotide messenger RNA. It is a transcript of the gene Itgb4, whose product is annotated as integrin subunit beta 4. The transcript is spliced from 41 exons. Gene Ontology annotation, molecular function: integrin binding. Lineage: Eukaryota; Metazoa; Chordata; Mammalia; Rodentia; Sciuridae. Gene Ontology annotation, cellular component: cell surface; focal adhesion; integrin complex. Bases 324 to 5936 code for a protein of 1870 amino acids. The record is from RefSeq and is a predicted model, not a curated record. Gene Ontology annotation, biological process: integrin-mediated signaling pathway; cell adhesion mediated by integrin; cell migration.
GUGGCUCCUCCCCUGGUCCCGCCGCCGGGGCUCUGGGCGCAGGGCCGAAGCCGCGGGUGCCGCAGCCCUUUCCGGGGGGCGGGCCUGGCGGCGGCGGCUACAGCGGCUCCUGCCCCGACAGGUGCGCGCGGAGCGCAGGAAUGCGGCCCGCCUGACUCACCAGCGCCUCCUUCCCACCUGCGCCGCCCGCUCCAUAAAGCGCGCCCCUCUCUCCCCGCCCGCCGCUGCCCUCCGGACCGUCUCGGCCCCAGGCGCCCCAGCCGGACCGCCGAGCCCAGCCCAGACGCGGAGGGCGCAAGUUGGCGCCGAGCAGGAGGAAGAGGAUGGCAGGGCCACAUUCCUACCCAUGGGCCAGGCUACUGCUGGCAGCUCUGCUGAGUGUCAACCUUCCUGGGGACACAGCCAACCUCUGCAAGAAGGCUCAGGUGAAGAGCUGCACGGAGUGCAUCCGCGUGCACCGGGACUGUGCCUACUGCACGGACGAGAUGUUCAAGGAGCGGCGCUGCAACACUCAGGUGGAGCUGUUGGCCGCGGGCUGCCGGCAGGAGAACAUAGUGGUCAUGGAGAGCAGCUUGGAGAUCACAGAGGAGACCCGGAUAGAUACCACCCUCCGCCGCAGCCAGGUGUCCCCCCAGCGCCUACGGGCCCGCCUGCGACCGGGCGAGGAGCGGCACUUUGCGCUCGAGGUGUUUGAGCCCCUGGAGAGCCCUGUGGACCUGUACAUCCUCAUGGACUUCUCCAACUCCAUGUCCGACGACUUGGACAACCUCAAGAAGAUGGGGCAGGACCUGGCCCAGGUCCUGAGCCAGCUCACCAGUGACUACACUAUUGGAUUUGGCAAGUUUGUGGACAAAGUCAGCGUCCCUCAGACAGACAUGAGACCCGAGAAGUUGAAGGAGCCCUGGCCCAACAGUGACCCUCCGUUCUCCUUCAAGAACGUUAUCAGCCUGACGGAGGACGUAAACGAAUUCCGGAGCAAGCUGCAAGGAGAGCGGAUCUCAGGCAACCUGGAUGCUCCCGAAGGUGGCUUUGAUGCCAUCCUGCAGACGGCGGUGUGCACGAGGGCCAUCGGCUGGCGCCCCGACAGCACCCACCUGCUGGUGUUCUCCACUGAGUCGGCCUUUCACUAUGAGGCCGAUGGUGCCAACGUGCUCGCUGGCAUCAUGAGCCGCAACGAUGAGAAGUGCCACCUGGAUGCCACGGGCACCUACACCCAGUACAAGCUGCAGGACUACCCGUCGGUGCCCACGCUCGUGCGCCUGCUCGCCAAGCACAACAUCAUCCCCAUCUUCGCUGUUACCAACUACUCCUACAGCUACUACGAGAAGCUUCAUACAUACUUCCCGGUCUCCUCCCUGGGGGUGCUGCAACAGGACUCAUCUAACAUCGUGGACCUGCUAGAGGAAGCCUUCAAUCGCAUUCGCUCCAACCUGGACAUCCGGGCCCUAGACAGCCCACGGGGACUGCGGACAGAGGUCACUUCCAAGAUGUACCAGAAGACAAAGACGGGGUCCUUUCACAUCAGGCGGGGAGAAGUGGGCACCUAUGACGUGCAGCUGCGGGCUGUGGAGGACGUGGAUGGAACACACGUGUGCCAGCUGACGGACGAGGACCAGCGGGGAAGCAUCCACCUGAAGCCCUCCUUCUCCGAUGGCCUCUGGAUGGACGUGGGCAUCGUCUGUGACGUGUGCACUUGCGAGCUGCAAAAAGAGGUGCGGUCAGCUCGCUGCGACUACCAUGGAGACUUCAUGUGUGGACACUGUGUGUGCAGUGAGGGCUGGAGCGGCAAGACCUGCAACUGCUCCACGGGCUCACUGAGCGACACCGAGCCCUGCAUCCGAGAGGGUGAGGACAAGCCGUGCUCCGGCCGCGGGGAGUGCCAGUGCGGGCGUUGUGUGUGCUAUGGCGAAGGCCGCUAUGAGGGCCACUUCUGCGAGUUUGACAACUUCCAGUGCCCCCGCACCUCUGGGUUCCUCUGUAACGACCGGGGACGCUGCUCCAUGGGCCAGUGUGUAUGUGAGCCUGGUUGGACAGGCCCAAGCUGUGACUGUCCGCUCAGCAAUGCCACCUGCAUCGACAGCAAUGGGGGCAUCUGCAAUGGGCGUGGCCACUGCGAGUGUGGCCGCUGCCACUGCGACCAGCAGUCGCUCUACACGGACACCACCUGUGAGAUCAACUACUCCGCGAUCCGCCUGGGCCUCUGUGAGGACCUGCGCUCCUGCGUGCAGUGCCAGGCCUGGGGCACUGGGGAGAAGAAGGGGCGCACGUGCGAGGAGUGCAGCUUCAAGGUCAAGAUGGUGGACGAGCUCAAGAAAGCUGAGGAGGUGGUGGAGUACUGCUCCUUCCGGGACGAGGACGACGACUGCACCUACAGCUACACCGUGGAGGGCGACGGCAGCCCGGGGCCCAACAGCACCGUCCUGGUGCACAGGAAGAAGGACUGCCCUCCCGGCUCCUGGUGGCUCAUCUUCCUGCUCAUCCCCCUCCUGCUGCUGCUGGCACUGCUGCUGCUGCUCUGCUGGAAGUACUGUGCCUGCUGCAAGGCCUGCCUGGCACUUCUCCCUUGCUGCAACCGAGGUCACAUGGUCGGCUUUAAGGAAGACCACUACAUGCUGAGGGAGAACUUGAUGGCCUCAGACCACCUGGACACACCCAUGCUACGCAGUGGGAACCUCAAGGGGCGGGACACAGUCCGCUGGAAGAUCACCAACAACGUGCAGCGGCCUGGCUUUGCCACCCACGCUGCCAGCACCAACCCCACAGAGCUCGUGCCCUACGGGCUGUCCCUGCGCCUUGCCCGCCUCUGCACGGAGAACCUGAUGAGGCCUGGCACUCGGGAGUGUGACCAACUGCGCCAGGAGGUGGAGGAGAAUCUCAACGAGGUGUACAGACAGGUCACGGGUGCACACAAGCUCCAGCAGACCAAGUUCCGGCAGCAACCCAAUGCUGGGAAAAAGCAAGACCACACCAUUGUGGACACAGUGCUGAUGGCGCCCCGCUCGGCCAAGCAGACCCUCCUGAAGCUGACGGAGAAGCAGGUGGAGCAGGGGUCUUUCCAUGAGCUCAAGGUGGCCCCCGGCUACUACACCCUCACCGCAGAGCAGGAUGCCCGGGGCAUGGUGGAGUUCCAGGAGGGCGUGGAGCUGGUGGACGUGCGCGUGCCCCUCUUCAUGCGGCCCGAGGACGACGAUGAGAAGCAGCUGCUGGUGGAGGCCAUUGAUGUGCCCGUGGGCACCGCCACCCUCGGCCGCCGCCUGGUAAACAUCACCAUCAUCAAGGAGCAAGCCAGCGGCGUGGUGUCCUUUGAGCAACCCGAAUACUCAGUCAGCCGUGGGGAGCAGGUGGCCCGCAUUCCCGUCAUCCGGCGCAUCCUGGACAAUGGCAAGUCCCAGGUCUCUUACCGCACGCAGGACAACACAGCACAGGGCAACAGGGACUACAUUCCCGUGGAGGGCGAGCUGCUGUUCCACCCUGGAGAGACCUGGAAGGAGCUGCAGGUGAAGCUUCUGGAGCUGCAGGAAGUAGAUUCCCUCCUGCGGGGCCGCCAUAGCCGCCGCUUCCACAUCCAACUUAGCAACCCCAAGUUUGGGACUCGCCUGGGCCAGCCCCACUCAGCCACUGUCAUCAUUGGGGACCGAGAUGAACUGGACCGGAACCUCAUAAAUCAGACGGCAUCAUCACCACCACCACCUCCCCGUGGUGACCUGGGUGCCCCACAGAACCCCAAUGCCAAGGCUGCUGGGUCUCGGAAGAUCCAUUUCAACUGGCUGCCUCCUCCUGGCAAGCCAAUGGGUUACAGGGUGAAGUACUGGAUCCAGGGUGACUCUGAGUCCGAAGCCCACCUGCUUGACAGCAAGGUACCCUCGGUGGAGCUCACCAACCUCUACCCAUACUGUGACUACGAGAUGAAGGUGUGUGCCUAUGGGGCACAGGGCGAGGGUCCCUACAGCCCCCUGGUGUCCUGCCGCACCCACCAGGAAGUACCCAGUGAGCCUGGGCGUCUGGCCUUCAAUGUCGUCUCCUCCACGGUGACACAGCUGAGCUGGGCAGAGCCAGCUGAGACCAAUGGCGAGAUCACAGCCUACGAAGUCUGCUAUGGCCUGGUCAAUGAGGACAACCGACCCAUUGGGCCCAUGAAGAAGGUGCUGGUAGACAACCCCAAGAACCGGAUGCUACUCAUUGAGAACCUGCGAGAAUCCCAGCCAUACCGCUACACAGUGAAGGCGCGCAACGGGGCAGGCUGGGGGCCUGAGCGGGAGGCCAUCAUCAACCUGGCCACCCAGCCCAAGCGGCCCAUGUCCAUCCCCAUCAUCCCAGACAUCCCCAUCGUGGACGCCCAGGGUGGGGAAGACUAUGAAAGCUUCCUCAUGUACAGUGACGACGUUCUGCGCUCCCCGGCAGGCAGUCAGAGGCCCAGCGUCUCUGAUGACACUGGCAGCGGCUGGAAGUUCGAGCCCCUGCUGGGGGAGGAGCUGGACCUGCGGCACGUCACGUGGCGGCUGCCCCCGGAGCUUAUCCCGCGCCUGUCCGCCAGCAGCGGGCGCUCCUCCGACGACAGCGGCGCAGGGAGUGCAGCCGGGGAGGGCAGCAGCCGGGCCCGCAGCGCAACGCCCCGGCCCCCCGGAGAGCACCUGGUGAAUGGUCGAAUGGACUUUGCCUUCCCAGGCAGUGCCAACUCCCUACACAGGAUGACGGCGGCCAACGCCACCUAUGGCACCCACCUUAGCCCACACCUGCACCACCGUGUGCUGAGCACCUCCUCCACCCUCACUCGGGACUACCACUCGCUGACCCGCACACAGCACUCACAGUCAGCCACGCUGCCCAGGGACUAUUCCACCCUCACCUCCCUCUCCUCCCAGGGCCUCCCUCCCAUCUGGGAAGACGGGAGGAGCAGGCUUCCGCUGUCCUGGGCCCUGGGGUCCUGGAGUCGGGCUCAGAUGAAGGGGCUCCCUCCCUCCAGGGGCUCACGAGAUUCUAUAAUCCUGGCUGGGCAGCCAGCAGCACCCUUCUGGGGCCCAGGUAAUUCUCGAGCUGCAACAGGUGUGCCCGAUACGCCCACCCGCCUGGUGUUCUCAGCCCUGGGGCCCACAUCUCUGAAAGUGAGCUGGCAAGAGCCACAGUGUGAGCGCCUGCUGUUGGGCUACAGCGUGGAGUACCAGCUGCUGAAUGGCGGGGAACUCCACAGGCUCAACAUCCCCAACCCUGGCCAAACUUCUGUGGUGGUGGAAGACCUCCUGCCCAACCACUCCUAUGUGUUCCGUGUGCGGGCUCAGAGCCAGGAGGGCUGGGGCCGAGAACGUGAGGGUGUCAUCACCAUUGAAUCGCAGGUGCAUCCACAGAGCCCACUCUGCCCCCUGCCAGGAUCUGCCUUCACUCUGAGCACCCCCAGUGCCCCAGGCCCAUUGGUUUUCACUGCCCUGAGCCCCGACUCACUGCAGCUGAGCUGGGAGAGGCCACGGAGGCCCAAUGGUGACAUCCUCGGCUACCUGGUGACCUGUGAGAUGGCCCAAGGAGGAGGGCCAGCCACCACAUUCCGGGUGGAUGGAGACAACCCUGAGAGCCGCCUGACCGUGCCUGGCCUCAGUGAGAACGUGCCCUACAAGUUCAAGGUGCAGGCCAGGACUACUGAGGGCUUCGGGCCAGAGCGUGAGGGCAUCAUCACCAUCGAGUCCCAGGAUGGAGGUCCCUUCCCACAGCUGGGCACCCAUUCUGGGCUCUUCCAGCACCCACUGCAAGGCGAGUACAGCAGCAUCACCACCACCCACACCAGCACCACUGAGCCCCUCCUAAUGGAUGGGCUGACCCUGGGGUCCCAGCACCUAGAGACAAGUGGCUCCCUCACCCGACACGUGACCCAGGAGUUUGUGAGCCGGACACUGACCACAAGUGGGACCCUCAGCACCCAGAUGGACCAACAGUUUUUCCAAACAUGACUCCCCAACCUCACUAGUGUCCUGGAACCUGGGCCCCCUACCCGCCUUCUCUCUACAGCGCUUCCUAAGCUACUUCAUCCUUGGACCCUACCCCUGGGGCCCAGCCCACCGGCAUGCUGACCACAAAGCCAGCACUGCUUGCCACACAGCAGGGAGCAGGUUUCCUCUAGGAAGCAUGAAGGGGGCAGAGGUCCCAGAAGGCUCUUUGGCUGCCCCUGCCCCACCUUAGCCCAAACCUGUUUGUAACCAAAGAGCUGGGACCAGUUCAAGGACCCAGCCUUUGUUCUGCACUAAAUAAAAAGAUUUUGC